GGCAGUCCCUCUUUCGAAAGCACGCGCUGUACUCGAAUUAAGGUGUCAGAUUCCCCAAAAAUACUCUAAAUAUAAGGCAAAACGAUGGCGUUUAGCCCAGGGGAAUUGUCCGAUUGGAAUCCCAUGUCCGAGGACUUUAUUACUGAUUACAUCAAUGGUGAGGGCCAAAAUACGAUGGAGGAGGCUCCAGUCCCCGUCGGAAACCAGUCAGUCAAGGAUGCCCUUGCGGCGGAAGCAAAGGCCCGCAACGCAAAGCAGCAGAAAUACCCAUAUCUGGUUGUGAAGAAAACCUCAAAACUUGUGACGGAAAAUAUGCUUAUAAAUUUCUUUGGGAGAGAUCUCAUCCAGGACCAGGAAUAUCGCCCAAUGUCGCGAGUUUACUUUGUCUACUUUAAGAACCUUGGUUCACUGGAAGCUGCGCAAUCGAAGGUGGAGUGCUACCCAUCCUUGCUCGAAUGCCAUCGCGGUCGCCAAAAGCCGCCGCAGCAGGAAUUCCCACCUGUGCUGAAUGACAACAUAUCAACAGCAGCUGCAGAUCCAGUGCCAAUCCCCUCAAUCCGUGAGCGAACCGACGUGAAUCUCUCCUCGCGAGAUAUAUACACCUCCGCUGGCUGUCAAAAACAUCCGGUCUUUAUCCAGCCUCCGCUGCUGACCAAGGCGGAUUACGCCGCCAAGGGCUCACUGUUGGCCAUCAACGAUCCCGAUCGACGCUAUCUGAAUGUCAAGGAUGAGUUCGCCUUGGAGCGGCAUGGCGCCUAUGUGGUCAGAGAGGAGCGGGUAGAUAGUGUUCUUAUCAGUCUUUCAGGAAGAUCCCGAUCUAUACCCCUUGUCGAAAAGCUAAACACGAAGGAGAAUGACAAAGACCUCAACCAAAUGAUCGAAAAAAUGGGGCUGCGCAAGUGCGUGACCUGUGAAAAUUGGACGGACGUGUCCUGCAAGGUCUGCAGUACGCCCUUCUGCCACGAGGAAUGCUUCGAUUAUGUACGCAAGGAGCACAAGGAGAGCUGCGGUACCGGCAAAGAACUCCAGCUUGGCGAAACAGUUGGAAAUAGACGCAAGUUCCCAGAGCCUAAAAUGCCACCCUCAGGAUCCAAGGUUAAAAUCACCGCUUUCCAACAGACAAAUGUCUGCUAUGUGCGCUCCACUGCGCGCCAGGACGAUGUUGCCUAUUUUGGCGUCCUUACUGAGGUACUGAUAAAGGGAAAAGCGGCGGUCAGGCUUGAGAAUCUGCCAAAAUCCGGACAGAUGGUUCUCUUUAAGUUUGAGACUGAAAUCAUCCGAGCCAUGGUGCUCUACGUUGACAACAAUCUAAAGCGCAUAUAUGUGGUGUGCAUUGACUUUGGGAACGUUGAGGUUGUAAAGUUGGAAGACCUCUAUCAAUGUAGUCCCUAUCUCGCGGACUUGCCGUGCUAUCCCAUUGCUGUGCAGUUGCGCGGAGUUCCCAAGGGCUUCAUGAGUCCCAAUGCCAGCGCAACGCUGUACCAGCUGAGUGGAAUGAUUGAGUAUAAACUAAAGUACUCGAAGCAGGAGUACGACUCCGCCAAGAAUAUGCAGAUCGCGGUGCUGAUCGAGGUCUAUAAGAACGGCAACCUGAACCGUCUGCUCAAGACUGUCAUAUCGCCGACGGUGCCUCCGUUGUCGGACCCGGGUUACAAAGUGGAUUAUCUUCCCCAUAUAUCCUUGCCCAUCGGCAAGAACAUUGAGUUGGUUGUGAUGGACAACACUCUUCUGAAUGUCGGCCUCAUCUACUGCACGCUCAAGGAACUGGCUUAUGAGGUUACCAAAAUGCAGCGAGAAAUGCAGGCUUAUGGCGAAUCGGCAAACACAUGUUCAGUCUUCGCCCCACUGAAAGAUGAAUUGUGCGUGGCCAAAUACCAGGGAAAGUGGUGCCGGGGUCUUUCGAUGGAGCUGGUGGGCGAUGGCUACCCUAGCAUUUUGUUCCUAGAUUACGGCAACAUUGUGCCCAUCCAUGUGAGCGACAUACGUCCGUAUCCACCGCAGUUUAUAUUCCCAGUGUUGACCACUGAGCUGGAUAUAAUUGGUUUUCCAGAAAACCCAACCGUUGAGCAGGUGAGGUACCUCGAGCAGUAUCUGAUUGUGGGUUCCACAGUCACCUGUAGCGAAAUAGUUCGCUGCCAAGAAUCCAACAACUUGUCGGUUCGCUUCGAUGAGCUGAAACAUAUUUUUAACUUGAAAUAACUUGCCAAGGACACAACAUUCCGCAUAGACAAGAUGUACUGUUGAAGUUUUGAAAUAAUUCUAUGAUUUCUAUGUUUAAGUUUUGAAGUUAUUUUUAAUUUUUGAAGUGAAAUAUAUAAUUUAAAUAAUUA
Messenger RNA from Drosophila kikkawai, 2330 nucleotides. RefSeq names its product vreteno (gene vret). The record is from RefSeq and is a predicted model, not a curated record. NCBI's taxonomy places the organism in Eukaryota, Metazoa, Arthropoda, Insecta, Diptera, Drosophilidae.